Messenger RNA from Arctia plantaginis, 735 nucleotides. The record is from the annotation of a GenBank genome assembly. Lineage: Eukaryota; Metazoa; Arthropoda; Insecta; Lepidoptera; Erebidae.
AUGGUUCCUGACACCAACGCGGCAGGGUGCUUCACAACUUUAGAAGACCCCCAGGCUGAUCCCCGUAUAUGUGAUGUUAAUGUUGAACGCAGAUCCCCUUGUGAUCGUAUAGCUAUUACAACAUGGGAACAACGUCAUUCUGCGGUAUUGCCGGAGGAUUUAAGAAAUUUUUAUGCAUCGACUGAUGGAUUUAAACUCACAUGGCAUUACAAGUAUUCAGCCGACGAAAUUUUACCCGUUGGUUCAAUUCGCGUAAAUUCUCUAAGUGAGUUAUACCUUUCCCCGGGCCUAAAAGAUCUUCUAGAUUUCUCGCUCACAAGACAAAAUAAUGGGCCGCGACCAGUCUUGAAUACCAAGAGUAAAGUAUUUGAAUUAGAUACAUGCAGAACUAUUGGCAAGAUUUGUCUAGUGUACUCUGGAAAUGCAUGGUCUGUGUGGCUGGUAACCCGUGAAGGCGCUUGGGGUUUGCUCGCAGACUCUUUCACGCAAUACUUUCGAAUGGCAUUAGUUCACUUGGGGCUUCCUGGGUGGCAAGCUGCUUUUGCUAAUUUACCAUUAAUACCCUGGGCUGAACAACUCUUUCUACUACUUGCGCCACAUUUACUCGACAAGUCGGAAUCUGAAAGUUCCUUAAUAACGGUUGGAAGCGAAACUGGUUUGAAUCAUAUUGAUCCUAAUAUAUUUAAAACUUCUGUUCGUCAUCAUAAGAACACGUCGCGUCACACGUUGCAAUAA